Eufriesea mexicana is the source of this 6011-nucleotide messenger RNA. RefSeq names its product mucin-19. The record is from RefSeq and is a predicted model, not a curated record. The coding region runs from base 1 to 5472 and encodes 1823 amino acids. Lineage: Eukaryota; Metazoa; Arthropoda; Insecta; Hymenoptera; Apidae. The transcript is spliced from 8 exons. Gene Ontology annotation, molecular function: transmembrane receptor protein tyrosine kinase activity; ATP binding. Gene Ontology annotation, biological process: cell surface receptor protein tyrosine kinase signaling pathway; multicellular organism development; protein phosphorylation. Gene Ontology annotation, cellular component: signaling receptor complex; plasma membrane.
AUGACGGUGAAUCGAUCGGCGGUAACGAUGGUGUUGAUGCUGGUGACCUCCGCGAUUGUGCUGGUUCAUACGAAGGAUGUGACGACAUUGGAGUACGACGACCUUCUUCCGGCAACCGAGACCAACGCCCGACAUCGCGUCCAUACAGAGUCCUCGAUCGGCGAUCAUCGUCAGGGUCGCAUGUCCCUUCAAGCCGAGCUACCGGCGUCGAAGGCGAAGAGGGAGCAAGCGCUUCGCAGCAUCCUCGCGGCGAGAAGACGACAGAUCUUCAGCCAACGGCCAAUCGAAUCUCGGAAUCUGAACCGCACACCAAGACCGUUCGACGCGUCCGCGAAAGACUCGCCGGAUGUUCUGGAGGCUCAGGAGACCAGGCAUGGAAUGUACGUAACUGCAGCAGCGAGCAGCAAGGCGGACGAGGAGGCAGCGAGCAGCAAGAUCAUCGUACCGGAAUUAUCGAGCAAAGACUUGGACAUCGAGUUCGUGUCGACGGAGGGGGAAGGCAAACAGACGAUCGAGCAGAAUUCGAGAAAACCGAGCAACGAGAGCCUCGCGGUAUCGAUUGUCGGGAGUAAACCAAUCUCCGACAAUCCGAAAGGCAAUUAUUCGAUCAGUCAUAGGAACCUUGCCGCUCCUUUGUCCUCUACGAGCUUUCCCUCCCUCGUUGGGGGUCCCCAGAAAGCUUCGGACCCGGAAGUUCGCAAGAAGAACAUCGUCUCGAUGCCGGAGUCGUUGUACAAGUAUUUCAGACCGGUGGAGAGCAACAUACCCGUGGAAGACAUGUCUCAGUUCCUCUACUUCGGUCAAAAGAUCCAGCCGGAGAUGCAGAACAGCACGGGAAAUAAUUCGGUGGAGGUCGCAACGCCGACGGUACCAACCGUACCCAGUUCUCGAAGAAGGUACUCGAUGAAGAGAUUCGGCUCGACCACGCCUGUCCCGGUUCCCAGGCUAGAGGAGAUGAUGAACGAGGAGAUGAACAUCGCGGUGGAACGGCAAACGGUGGAGAAGAACAAGGUGUCGAAGAUCAAGAACGCGUUCAGGAGCCCGGAAAAUGGCGUCUACUACAGGAAGAUGAGGCCGACGGAGGCAACGAUCGCCUGGAACGUUAUUGCAGCGAAGGAGACCGGCGGAAACGGUACGCAAUCGGAGGCUAGAACAGACGCGGCUGGAGAUAAAUUUCGCGACGAUAACCCGUCCGCUCACGCUGACACGCUGGACCAGCUGCGGCGCGAGAGAGGAAGUGCUGCUACCCACGUGCUCGCAGAAACGAGGAAUGCGACCAACUCGACCCAGAUACCGUACCGCCAGCCUGUUUCCGCGAACGCGUACGAGCGGACCGGGGCAGAAAGUGAAAUCGGUUUUAAGGAUCGUCCCGCGGACAAGCCGAGCGAGGCCAAGAGCGCCUCGACCGCGCUCAACGGAGUCGAGCAGACUAAAUCGGCGAAAAGCUACGCGCGACGAAUAAAGAACUCGACGAAUUCGACCGUGGUCGUCGACGAAACGUCGAACACCGCGAAUCCAUCGUCUUUUACGGAGAUGCACGACGAGCCGACGGAGAAAAAGAUCCGAAGGAUCGACGUGUACGACGCGAGCGAUAAUCCGGUGGUUUCCGUAAAAUCCGACGAAGCUCGAUCGGACCGGACACAGAGCUCGGGGUCUCGCGAGAGCAACAACAUCGAGACCUCGACGUCCAGGGACAAGAUCGGUCGGUCGACCACGGACGCUUUUCGAAUCGUUUGGACAUCGCCGGAGACCUCUACCUUGAGGAUCAUCGUGACCGAGGGAAGCUUGGAGGAGAGUUUCGCGAUCGGCGCGGACGCUGCGGAGAAGUAUACCGUUAAACCGGUCGAUUCCACGGAGGAACGAGUUCGCGGCGUGGCUUCCGGCGAUGUUCCCACUCCGAGCACGGCUGCAACGACGACCACGACGACAACGACGACGACCACGACGACGAGGAUCGCUUCUGCCCGGAGCGGCGAGCAGGCAGCGCUUACGAUGGAGCCGGCGGUGGCACGGGCGAAGCCUGGACAUCGGGAACAGAAGCAGCAGCAACCAGAAGGGAGUAGCAAGGUAGAGCACGAGGAGAAUCAGGAUCCGCAUCGACAUCAGCGGCAGGAACAACAGCAGCAGCACGUGUACGCUUACACGAUAACGAACGUGACGCGGCUAUUGCGCAACUACACCGGACCUGGGUUAAGCAGAGAGGAACAAGGAGGUCCAGAGCGGAGCACCGGUACGACCGAGAUAACGACCGGAUCAGCGCAGCGGCGUCAGCCACCGCCGCCGUCUCUUCUGCUUCCUCGUGCCGGUAGUGGUAUAGAGGCAGGCCGAGCGCCGGCGGAACUCAGUGCCGGCACGACCGUCGAAGCAGCCGCAGCCGGUGAAGCGUCCGCUGCCCACCUGGUGGGGGAACGACAGAGGAAAGUGGUUACAGUCGCGCCGCCACAGUCGCAGCAACGUGCGGUCAACGGAACGUCGCCGCUGCAGCUGACCAGCGUAAACAAGAGCGGGCCGAGGUCAGCGAAGCCGACGGAAGUGAGCCACAGAGGCGCCGUCCGAUGGAAUCACGCUAAGGCCAGGAACACGGACCUCGAAGGAUCCAACGACAGGAGGUUCCUCAGGAAGUCGGCCAGCGCGGUGCUGAAUCAGCGAACCGGAGCGAGUCCCGACGAGGACGCCGUUCCAUCGGUGAUAGCAAAGAGACGAAGAUUGCCAAAUGGCCAGAUCGCGUCUGCCAACAGGAGGGUGAAAGGGACGAGCAAGAUCGUAGACGCGAGUCUGAUGACGGUUAACGGGUCAGGAUUGAUCGGCGACAAGAAGAGCUUCGUUCGGACCAAGAGCUCGGAGGAUGCGGUCGAGGGUGGAGGAUUUAGGGUAACCGCGCGAGUAGACGAGAAUCCGAGUACCCAGGGUACCGUCAUGGAGAAUAUCACGGCGGAGAGUGUCGCUAUGCAGCGGGGAGUUUCGCUCACCACGGUUCCCUUUGCUCCCUCCGUGGAAGAAACGAUCGAUUCCACUACUGCUGCUCAGACGGCCGUGAACUCGACCGAGGAGGACGGGAGUAAUUUGACGGAAGUGGUAACCUCGCCGAGCGGAAACGCCAACGUCGAUACCAAAGACAAAAAUGCCGUGUUCGGAAGUGAAAACGAGAGUGUUCCCGCGAGCGAUGGCAGCGCGUCCGAUGGAAAUGGCGCGAGUGGUGCGGAUAAUGGUAGCGAGAACGGAAGCGGCUCGCCGACCGUGACAGUGACCGCGACAGUCGACGAAACGAUCGUGCCCGAAGAAACGACCGCCGCGACGCCGUUGCCGAUGCCAGUUUUUCCGGUUACACCCAGAAUAAUCGCGGAAGCGGCUCGCGCGUCGGUCGAGAAGCAGACUUUCACCGUAAAGCCGACCGAGUCCGCGGACCACCAGGUGACCGAUACCAAAACGAUCGAUCGCGACAAACCUUUCGGAAUGUCGAACCUCGAUCCAUCGGAGAUCCAAAAGAUGUACAGGUCCAAGGACGCGAUCGCGACCAUGACCACGACCACGGCCGGCGCAACGACUUGGCCUAUCGCGACGGAACCUCCGACCACCACGGUCACCACCGUGCAAAUCGAGAUCUCCACGAUCCCCCAAGACCAAAGUACAACCUCGGAUUCGAAGGGUGCCAAAUCGGAGACGUCCACCGGGCCAUCCGCGGAGGAACCUGGUAAACGCGUGUCCGGUGAGAGAUCGCCGGAAGUCAGAGGUCGUAACCUGUCCGACAAAUCGCAGGACGCGUCGUCCGACAAAGACGACGUCUUACCCAUCAUGCAUCUGUACAAUACCUCCGACAUCUUCAACGGCAGUGGUCCCAUGAACUCUUUCUCCCGCGGAACGGAACGACGGGCGGAGCUUCCGGUGAGCUCGAAGCGACCCGAGACCCCGAGAACGACCGAGAAAAUCGACGAGACGGUUACCCCAAAGAGUGCUACGAACGACGCGACGAGCACCAGCCGUGUCCCGGAGACCACGAGGAAGGACAAGAACGAAGAGAACCGCGAGACGACCACGCAUGUCCCACCGACGGGCCCCGGCAGAGGAUCCACGAACGGAAGUGGUAACAACCGGACCAGACACAGGCCCAUCUAUCAUCACGCGAUCCUGCCGGAAUACAACACCUCGGUGUAUCCCAGCGAACUGAACAGGACGUUCUUCGAGACCGGUCUGAUAUCGGUCAGUCCAAGGGAGUCGGUGAAUAUCAGUGAAGUGAUAUCGAAGAGACACGACGGGGACGCCAUUGCAUCGCAGGAGACGGUCGCGGUGGUCAGCUACAUCCUGGCGACUCUGGUCGUCUUUCCCAUCGCCGUCGGCGUUGUUCUAAUUCUCAGAAGACUGAUACUUAGGAAUCGUAAGGUGCUGGAAGAGUCGGACACGUCGUCGGAAAUAAGCUGCCGGAAGGACGCGUUGAACCUCGAGAAUGGCGACUUCAAGACGUCCAUCGAGAAGGCGAUCACGAAGCUUCCAAGGAUACAACACUUGUGUCACGAAGCGGAGAAACCGCCGCCCCCGUCCUCGCCGGAGUCCAGAUGGGAGUUUCCUAGAGAUAAGCUUAGGUUACAGACGGUCCUCGGCCAAGGAAACUUCGGCCAGGUCUGGAAGGCUGAAGCCGACGAUCUGACCGGUCAUCAGGGAACUACCCGAUUAGUGGCCGUUAAAACCGUCAAGGAAGGUGCUUCCGAACGAGAGAAGGAAGAUCUGGUUCGAGAACUCGAAAUUAUACAGCAACUCGGCAGCCAUCCGAACGUCGUCACGCUUCUAGGUUGCUGCACCGAACAAGAGCCUCAUUAUCUCAUACUCGAGUACGUGAUGUACGGGAAAUUGCUGGCGUAUCUGCGCGAUCAUCGCACCAGGCAGGAUUUCUACAACUUCAGCGAGGACUCGGCUGCGCUCACCUCCAGGGAUCUCACUGUUUUUGGGUACUGCGUCGCCAGGGGUAUGGAGUAUCUCGCGUCGAAGAAGAUCAUCCACCGCGAUCUCGCCGCGAGGAACGUGCUGGUGGACCAUAACAAGCUGUGCAAGAUCGCCGACUUCGGCAUGUCCAGAUUCGCCAACGAGGACGGGGAGGUGAUCGAAACCAGACACGGCAGGAACGCACUGCCCAUAAGGUGGAUGGCGCCGGAGUCGUUGAUCUACUCGCUCUUCACUACCAAGACGGACGUCUGGAGCUUUGGGAUAUUGAUGUGGGAGAUCGUCACCCUAGGUUCGACACCGUACCCGGACAUGACGGCACGGGAAGUGAUGCGGAACGUGCAGAACGGUUAUCGACUGGAGAGGCCUUCGCACUGUCGAAGCGAGCUGUUCAGGGUGAUAUCCCGAUGUUGGCACGCGGAUCCAGACCGCAGACCCGAGUUCCAGACUCUGAGGAGGGAUCUCGCGCAGCUGCUCGAGGACAACAUGAACGGACAUUACGUGGACCUCGAGAGCUUCGCCUCCGAGUGCACCGAUUGAGCAUCGCGGCAGAGAUCCCCUGGAAAUCGUUUCCCUGUCGUGCGACUCCUCUUCGACGCGCACGAUCGUGUACUCCGGACCCUCGAUCCGUGAUCGCGAUCGAUCACGCGUCCAGUGAACGAUCGUCUGUCCGAUCAGCUGGACGUUUUCGAGUUCGCGAAACGAAGUUCGCGCGAGGAACACGGAUGAUCGCGAGCUCGACACUUUCGAUAGAUGCGCCCGGGUAUCGACAGCUGAUCGAUGCUUGCGGAACGCGCGAGUACGCGUGGUUCCAUGUUCCUCUUCGCGCGCGGCUUUGCCGCCAGGAUCGAGCGGAACGUGUCAAUAGACUGGUUUCUUUGUAGCGACUUCUGCCUCGCGUGCAGCUGCGAAUGCGCGAGCGAGUGCGAGUACUUGUGUAUGUAACGUCGCGAAUUUUAGCCGCUUUUAAACAAUGUUUUUAACGAUAUAGACGAGGAGGAUUGUGUACCGAAAUGAAAUCAGAGUCCGUCCAGAAUUUUUUAUACCGAUUCGUGUUGUACUCGUGGUCGCGUUUAAUA